GAUUGUGAGCUAAGAGCCAGGGAUAAGAGGCUCGGGACUGUGCGGCCCCCUCGCCUGGGCUGGCCCGCCACCGCCACACAGGAAGCGAGGAAGGAGCGCCGCCCCACCCCAUCUAGGAAUGUCCAGUCCCCGGGUGAGCCUCCGCGGCGGCGCAGGUCCCUCCCCAGAGUCCUGUCCGCCACCAGGCUCCCGGGAAAGGAGCUGUCCCAACGUGCGGGAGCCCAGCCCCACCUCCGUCUUUUCCAUCUUUUCGCUGGGGUGGCGUUGUUGUUGUCAUCGUUGUCAAGCCUCCUGCUGGGCACAGGGGACCUCCAUCAGCACGCACGUGGCUUCCCCUGUAGCAGAGGAGGAAAACCAGCUAGGCAAUGCCAAUACAGAGUGCCAAGUGUCGCACGGUCAGUGCACCAGUUUCUGUCUGAUUGACAACCAGAGCCGCUCCCAGAUGAGUGAAUUUUCCUGGAAGGAUGUUACCAGUGCCUUGUCCCUGGCCAACUUGAUCCUGGGGCUUUUCUCCAUCUUCUGCAGCUUCUGCAAGAAGUCCCACUGUGCCUCCUGGAUGCUUCUGAUGAGCUUCCUGUUAGACAUGGCGGUCAGGGCAAUGACCAGACGCCUCAACAUCUGCUCCAAGUUGGGAGCUGAGCUGAAUGACUUUGCUGUCUUCACCACCUUUGGCCUGGCGUCAGCCCUGCUCCUAGGCGUGAAUGGGGCUCUGAACGGGUUCCUGGCCAUCAUCUAUGUGUUAGCUGCUUCUUUCCGCCUGUGUUUUUAUUCAAGUGCAGGCAUUCCCUUCACAUACAAAGGUCUACCCUGCCCCUACGCUUCCUGUGUCUUGGCCUCCACCUCCCUUCUGACCAAAGGCAACACGUUCAUUCUCUCUUGCAUGGCCUCACUCAUGAUCCUCUUCAUGAUGGACCGAAGUUACUACCCACACGACGAAAUCCUGGAGUCUCAGAAAUGGAAAAAAAUGGUUUAUCUGGCAGGUGUCAUCAUGCUAUUUUUGUCUCCAUUCUCGCUAACCGCUUUUUACUGCCUGAUGUGGUCGCUGUCCUACAUCUUCUUUCCAGAAGUUAUGUGGGGCAAGGCAGAGUGUCUUAGGCUACAGCACGGAGGAAACUAAACAGCUCUACCAACUGCCACUGGCCUCUGUGGGGUUUGUGCCAGCGUGCCGGGCCAAGCCUGCCUUAUCCUCACUAAAUCUUUCCUUGUCCCUGCAUUGUGCGUGUGCAAGAUACAUGUUGCCUUGAACCAGAGCAGCCCACAGUGGGGCCAGCGGCCUUCACUUCUGCCUCUUUAUUCAGGGCUCUGAAUCCCUUGGGGAUAACAGUUGCCUAUGUCACAUAGAACAGAAUUUUUUCUUAAGCUAAACUUGGGCCAGGUUUGAGUUCCAGCUUUGUUUUUAGCUGAGUGACCUUGUGUACUGUGGUUAACCUCUAGGAAAGGAGUGAAACCAUUUGGUAUUGGUAUGGCCUCCACUCCAGUGGUGGGGUGGUGCUCACUAAAGCAUUUCUUUUUUUUUUUUUUCCUUCUUCUUGUUCUUCUCCCCAAAACCCCGCAGUACAUAGUUGUAUAUUCUAGUUGUAGGCCCUUCUGGUUGUGCUAUGUGGGACGCUG
Equus quagga is the source of this 1611-nucleotide messenger RNA. RefSeq names its product transmembrane protein 269 (gene TMEM269). The transcript has 7 exons. Bases 119 to 1117 code for a protein of 332 amino acids. NCBI's taxonomy places the organism in Eukaryota, Metazoa, Chordata, Mammalia, Perissodactyla, Equidae. The record is from RefSeq and is a predicted model, not a curated record.